CCCGUCUUUCUUAGUUGCACCAACAUUCCCAGAUUAUCGGCGAAUGCCCGUAUCGCAUAAUGAAUUCAACGCGUUGUAUCUAUUUCAAAUCCAGUGUUAUCGACAGACCAAGUUCUGAGGCAAGAGCCAGCUCUCAAGGAUUCACAGAAUCGGCGGACAAAGAGAUGGCGCUGCCUUUCUACAACCCUGCCAUAGAGAAAAUUCGGGAAGAGGAAUACCCAGCAUUGAAGGGCAAGACGUACCUUGACCAUGGAGGAGCAACUUCAACCACAACCAUCACCAACUAUCUGACCAACAGCUCUACGCCAAAUCUCUCAUUGAAACCUUCUCCGAAGACCUGAUCACCAACGUCUUCGGCAACCCGCAUUCCGC
Messenger RNA from Aplosporella prunicola CBS 121167, 372 nucleotides. RefSeq lists its product as uncharacterized. The record is from RefSeq and is a predicted model, not a curated record. The coding region runs from base 60 to 341 and encodes 93 amino acids. The transcript has 3 exons. Lineage: Eukaryota; Fungi; Ascomycota; Dothideomycetes; Botryosphaeriales; Aplosporellaceae.